AUGCGUUCUCUUCACGCGAUUUCUCGUCACUUCUCUUCGCUGCAGAAACUGAAACCGAAUCCAAGUCUGCAUUCGAUUCGAAAGCAAUUCGAAUCCAUCGGAGAGGGAAGCGUCGAGUUGUCACGUGACAAAGACUCCGCCCUCAUCCGCCUCCGCAACCCGCGCGCCCGCAACGGUCUCUCCGGCCGAAUGAUGGCUCAGUUGUGGGAAGUGUUGGAAGAGUUGCGGCUCUGGCCUCAGGGCAAAUCAGUGGUUCUCUGCGGCGCCGACGGCUUCUUCUGCUCGGGCGGCGACUUGACGACCGUUCGCCGCAUCGCCGACUCCGACAACGGCCGCAAGAUGUCGCUCCUGAUGCAGGACAACCUCGCGCGCCUCCAAACGCUGCCAAUGGUUUCGGUGGCUGUGAUCGAGGGAAUGGCGAUCGGGGGCGGCGCCGAAGUGGCCACCGCCGCCGACUUCCGCCUCAUGAGCGCGAGCGCGCGCAUCGGCUUCGUGCACAUCCGCCUCGGCAUCACCAGCGCGUGGGGCGGAGGUUCGCGUCUCUCGCAAUUGGUCGGUCCGCAGAAGGCGUUGCACAUGAUGUUGAGUGGGCGGCGACUGGACGCCGAGGAGGCGUUGCGAUUGGGUCUCGUCGAUGACGUCAUCGCUGCUGAAGCGGACGCCGUGGCGGAAGGGCGCGCGUGGAUCCACCGGUUGUUGGCCGCGCGCUCUCACGAGACGAUUCAAGCGGUGAAAGAGAUCGUGAACUGCGCGCGAUUCCUGCCGUUGGAGUUGUCAUUAAGAGAGGAGCUGGACGUGAGUUGCGGCGUUUGGGGCGCGAGUGAACACCAGAGGGCGUUGGCGGCGAACAUCAAACACAAGUAA
Medioppia subpectinata is the source of this 864-nucleotide messenger RNA. The record is from the annotation of a GenBank genome assembly. NCBI's taxonomy places the organism in Eukaryota, Metazoa, Arthropoda, Arachnida, Sarcoptiformes, Oppiidae.